AUGUCCUUCUCAAUAUCUAUAAAUAAGAUAUUUGAUGAUGCAAACCGUUGUGGAUGUGGACGCCUUUAUCGGAUUUGGACGUCUAGAACGGAGGAUUGUUCAGUGAAAAAAGUGAAAAAAAUUCAAGGCUUGUUCGAAGAGAUGGUUGUUUGUCUAUGUGACAGAAAAUAUGGCAUUUCAUUGAUUAGAAGUGUCACUACACAAGCUGACAAAAAUGAAAAGUUUUGGUGUUUCAUUGGCGUAAAUGGUUUGUGGGAUACCAAGACCUCAUAUUCCAUCCUCACACAUUCAAUUUCAAUGGCUUCCAGUUCUUCCUCUAGUAUUAUGGCUUCUCCGGGUGCUAAUGCUAGCAGCUAUGAUGUUUUUCUAAGCUUUAGAGGCGAAGAUACUCGUCAUAAUUUUACAGAUCAUCUUUACGAAAGAUUAAGGACAGCAGGAAUCCUGACUUUUAGGGAUGAAGAAGAAAUUGAAAGAGGUGAAAAGGUGAAGCCGGAGAUUGAGAACGCAAUUAAAGGAUCCAGGGCUUCAAUAGUUGUACUGUCAGAGAACUAUGCAACUUCCACUUGGUGCCUGGACGAGCUUUAUUUGAUUCUCCAACAAAGGAGGGAGGGCGAUCAUUUCGUUCUACCAGUCUUUUAUAAGGUUGAUCCUUCUGAUGUCGGGAAACAACAUAAAACUUUUGCAAUCGAAGUCAAAGCCUCUUCAAGGUGGACAGAUCAGAACGUGAACCUUUGGAAGGAAGCUCUUACGGAGGUUGCUGGUUUGGCCGGCGAGGUUUUGUCCAGGUAUGCCUCUUUGUCCCUUAGCUUGUAA
Lactuca saligna is the source of this 813-nucleotide messenger RNA. NCBI's taxonomy places the organism in Eukaryota, Viridiplantae, Streptophyta, Magnoliopsida, Asterales, Asteraceae. The record is from the annotation of a GenBank genome assembly.